Staurois parvus is the source of this 275-nucleotide messenger RNA. NCBI's taxonomy places the organism in Eukaryota, Metazoa, Chordata, Amphibia, Anura, Ranidae. The record is from the annotation of a GenBank genome assembly.
AUGGGUCGCUCUCAGGAGCUCAGUGAAUUCAAGCGUGAUACUGUGAUAGGUUGCCACCUGUGCAAUAACUCCAUCUGUGAAAUUUCCUUGCUACUAAAUAUUCCAUGGUCAACUGUUAGUGGUAUUAUAACAAAGUGGAAGCAACUGGGAACAACAGCAACCCAGCCACAAAGUGCACAGAAGUCGCCAACUGUCUGCAGAGUCAAAAGCUAAAGACCUCCAAACUUCAUGUGGCCUUCAGAUUAGCACAACAACAGUGCGUAGAGAGCUUCAUG